Lolium rigidum is the source of this 249-nucleotide messenger RNA. RefSeq lists its product as uncharacterized. NCBI's taxonomy places the organism in Eukaryota, Viridiplantae, Streptophyta, Magnoliopsida, Poales, Poaceae. The coding region runs from base 1 to 249 and encodes 82 amino acids. The record is from RefSeq and is a predicted model, not a curated record. The transcript has a single exon.
AUGGCGGACAUAGCCUUGCUGGUGGCGGAGGAGUCCGAGAAGAGGACCAAGCAAGUGGCGCCUGGCGCCGGCGAAGAGGCUUCCAAGGGCAGGGGGAGCUUCGAGGGCAUGGCCAAGGCGUGGGGCUCCUGGGUCGAGUCCGCUGCCGCCACUGCGUCGGAGGUCAAGGUGCACGUCGCACUGCUCGUCAAGGCAGAGCCCAAGACCCCGUUUUCCCUGGCAGCCUUCGAUGGUUUCUUCUCUGCUUAA